AUGAAGACAUUUUCUCUGCUACUGCUGGAUCUGGGGUUGGUUCUCGUAGGAACCACAGGAAGCACAGUGUCAAUAAUUGAAGAAGAAUUUCUAGGGGAAGAGAUGGAAUAUGACACAACAAAAAGUGGUCAAGAAGAACAGACCAUUGAGGUAUUAAUGAACUUGACCCUGUUAGGUAAAAAUACCGGCCUCAGCAUGUCCAAGGAUAUUAUAUAUUCCUCAUUAUUGACACUGGAAAGGCUACAGUAUAACUUCACCAAAGAAAACAGUCAAGGUAAUGGCAAAGAGCAUUGCAAUGCCAUGGUGGUCUGCAGAAUUGUGUCAGAAGCUAAUGGGUCAUGCAAGUUGAGAAAUAUCUUUGUCCAUGGCUCCAUAGAAAUGAUCCAUGGAAUCCACAAGUUCCCUAAUUGCAAGUGUGCACUGAAUCUUGAUAUGCUUCGAGGCAAUAUGGUGGAACCAAAUCGCUAUGAAAGCCCAGAACGGGAGACCACUAUGUGCCAGCUCACUGCAGGAAAAGAAUUCCCCAGAUGCCAAUACCACAGUGUUACCUCAUUAACGAAGAUGCUGACAGUGCUCACAGGUCAUUCUCUAAUGAGCUGA
Molecule: messenger RNA, 600 nt
Organism: Orycteropus afer afer
Lineage: Eukaryota; Metazoa; Chordata; Mammalia; Tubulidentata; Orycteropodidae
Gene: RNASE11
Product: ribonuclease A family member 11 (inactive)
Exons: 1
Coding region: 1-600 (199 amino acids)
Molecular function (GO): nucleic acid binding
Source: RefSeq, a predicted model, not a curated record